This is a messenger RNA of Nipponia nippon (crested ibis), 2193 nucleotides long. The record is from RefSeq and is a predicted model, not a curated record. Lineage: Eukaryota; Metazoa; Chordata; Aves; Pelecaniformes; Threskiornithidae.
AUGACGGAUCACGAGUAUGUUCUUUGCAUGUGGAAGAAGCGUUUAUGGCCAGCAAAGGUUUUGUGCAAAACUGGAGUGGCUGGGAAAACAUCUGUUACUGGUGCAAAGGAGACUUCUUUUAAAGUUGAAAUACUUGGCUUGAAAGAACAGGUUCGUGUGAGCUGUGCAGAUGCUGUGCCACUGAAGGAAGAAUGUAUAGAGAACAUCGCCUCUAACUUAGAUCAAGGGAGUAAUUCGAGCGAGGCUGUGGAAGAACUGAAAUAUCGCCGUUCUCUUAAAAUUGCCCUGGAUAUUUUGAAUCAAAAUGUCUCACCCAGAGAGGUACCACCUGCAGAAGGACCAAAUACUCAGCUAGCACAGAACAAUGCAGGAUCUCUCUCAUCUCCCCCCUUACGCAGAUGUCGAUCGCUCCGUAAAGAAAAGUUGGAGCCUGAGACUUCUAAGAAGAAAAUAGAACAAAAAAAUAACCCCAGCCUGAAGACCGAUACAAAAAACCAAAACCAGAAAGCUUCCUCCAUUUCGGAGGAGAGCGCUAAAGCACGUGAAAGUGGAACAAGCCCUUCCAAAUGCGGCACUGCGGACUUGUAUAAUACAUCAAACUCGGAUAGUCAAAAUUGCGAAAUACCAGAAUCAAAAUCACUACCAAGGCAGAAAAAAAUCAAGCCCGGAUUGCUGACAGAGAAUGAUUCCCCCAAGGAUCAAGUGCAGCCCCCUGCUGAGGAAGGGUCUCCUCCCUCUGCCCCCCGCAUGUCUGACGCAGCGGUACCUGGCAGAAGGGCAAACACCAGGAGCCAACCUAGAAGGACGUUACUGGGUUCCUCUUGCAAAAGUGCCUCGGAUGACUUGGAAAAAAGCAUCAGCAGUGAGAGCGAAAGUCUAGCGAAGCAAUUAGGUGGAAGAAAAAAGCCAGAGAGUUUAAAACGGAUUAAUGGAGAAGAAGGGAUGGGUGCAACCGUGUCCUCGUACAGAAAAAGGAAAUGCAGGAAUUGCCCUGAAUCUUCGUCUGGGCCUUCUGACCAUGGGACGCUUUCUGAUAGCUUCCCCUCUCAGCGUGAAGAGGAAGAAAACAAGAAUGCUUCACAAGCGGUUCUGAAUAAAGUAAAGCAGUUUCAGCUGCCUGACUUUGAGGAAGAUGAAGGGCUGGAACCGUCUGACCUGUCUUCAAAGAUAGUUUCCUCAGAGAGUCUCUCUCGCCUCUCAGCUCUGGUAGAUGAAGAGGAGGAGGAUGAAGAACUUCCUAGUAUUUUAUCACAUCAAGAACCACAAUCAAUUGAAGAAGGGAUUUUGGUCUGGUGCAAAUUGCGAAGGUAUCCUUAUUGGCCAGCAGUGGUAAAAAAUGUGAAGCGGAAGCACAGGAAGGCGUGUGUGCUGUUAAUCGAAGGGAACACAAAUGAUAAGAAAAAAGGUUUCUCAGUACCUCUUAAGAACCUGAAGCACUUUGAUUGUGAAGAAAAGCAGGACCUCAUAGAACGAGCCAAAGAAGAUUAUCGCCAAGAAAUUGAGUGGUGCAUUCGAUUGAUUUCUGACUAUCGAAUCAGAGUAGGUUGUCAUUCUUUUACGGGAUCCUUCUUGGAAUAUUUUGCUGCCGAUAUCAGCUACCCAGUUAGAAAGGAAGGCUAUCAAGGUUCAGUCCAAAUGACCUUUCCCAAUGCGGCGGAGGAAGAUGUCGAAGAGUCUUCAUCAGAAACUUCACCUCAGAAGCCCUGCAAGAAACUUCUCCCUGACAGAACGAGAGCCGCUAGAGACAGAGCGAAUAAGAAGAUAGUGGAGUUUAUAGUGAAGACGAAGGGGGCUGAAGAGCAUCUCUUGGCUAUCUUGAAAAGCAGAAAACAGUCCCGCUGGCUGAAGGAGUUCCUGAAUUCAAGUCAGUACGUGACCUGCGUUGAAACGUAUUUAGAGGAUGAAGAGCAAUUAGACCUUGUAGUCAACUACCUGAAGGAAGUGUACCGUGAGAUAGACACUAAAAACCUGCAGCAAAUAAACGGAGAUGGAAUCAAAUUUAUUUCAGAUGUCCUUCUGCCUGAAGCCAUCAUUUAUGCGAUUUCUGCUGUGGAUGACAUAGAUUACAAGAAGGCAGAGGAGAAAUACAUAAAAGGACCAUCUGUGAGCAAAAGGGAGAGAGAAAUAUUUGAUGAAGAAAUUCUAGAAAGAAAAAGGUGGAAGAGCAAACUGCCAUCUGCAGACAGCGUCUGA